AUGGCGGGCACUCCAGGAACCACCAUCCUCCUCUUCGGGCCUCAGAUCGUCUCUUUCUCCAAGCAGACCUUCGAGCAACUGCGAUCGACAAUAACCAAAGAACCAACUCAGCAUUGGGCGCUCGAUACCAUUGCAGAUCUCCCAAAGCAAUGGAAGACUAUUGUCGAGGUCUUACCAACCCUAGAUGCUUUGCCGGGAGAAAAACUGCUCAACGACCUCAAUCGCUGGUUCCAAAGCGGAGUGGACAAUGAGCUAAAAUUCGACCUACCCAACAUUCUACUGACCCCGUUGGUUGUUCUCACCCAACUCACUCAAUAUGUCCGAUAUCUCGAGCUGAAUCGGGGUGAAAGAUGCGAAGAUGAUUUGCAAACCCACUUCACGACGCAAAAGGUAGAGACCUUGGGCUUUUGCACUGGGCUGCUCAGUGCCAUUGCCGUGGCUAGUGCAGCCAACCAGGAACAACUCAAGACAUACGGUGCUGUCGCUAUCCGUCUGGCGAUGCUCAUCGGCGCCGUGGUGGAUGCACAAGAGGCGGCACAGGGACAUGCAAAGUCGUUUGCCACGGCGUGGAAUACACCUGAGCAGGCCCUAGAGAUUUCUCGCAUUAUUGAUCAGUUUCCAGAGGCUUAUAUAUCCGUCUCCUACGACAAGAAAAGAGCCACAAUCACCAGCUCUGAUCAAACGGCCCCUCUACUCCUGCAGCAAUUCAAGGCUACUGGAAUUACAGCCGCUGUAGUUGGCCUUCAUGGGCGGUUUCAUUGCCAACAGCAGAAGGAGAAUAUUGACCAUGUUCUUCAAUUCUGUGACUUGGCCAAGGACUUCCAAUUCCCCAAAGGUAGUGAACUGAUUAUCCCCAGCUACACCAACGCGAAUGGGGAGUCCAUUAAAGACGGUAAGAUGCACAGCCUGGUGAUCAACUCCAUCCUCGUAGAGAAAUCCAACUGGUACGAGACAUUUGCGGCCGUCCAGAUGUCCCGCCUGAAUGACCAGGGCUCACGAGUUAUUUCCUUUGGCCCCGACAGAUGCGUCCCGCCGUCUCUCAUCCGGGAAUUGGGAAACCGCAUGGUACAGUUCGCAGAUCCGGAUGAGAAGGUCCCCGAUCGUUUGGCCAGUGUCCUAGACCCCGAACCAAAUAAUACCAAGUCUGCCCAAUAUGACCAGGACAUUGCCGUCAUCGGUAUGGCCAUUAAGGUGGCCGGUGCAGAUGACCUGGACGAAUUCUGGACGAUCAACGCCAAUGGAAAGUCCCAGCAUAUCCCUGUCCCGGAGAGUCGUUUUGGAUUUGAAACGCACUGGCGCGACCUUGAUGAGAAGCGCACUUGGUACGGUAAUUUCAUGCGGGAUAUUGAUGCUUUUGAUCACAGGUUCUUCAAGAGGAGUGCCCGCGAAGCAUCUUCGAUGGACCCACAGCAGCGAAUCAUGUUGCAAACAGCCUACCAGGCUGUUGAACAAUCUGGAUACUUCUCCAUGGCCAAUGUCGACAAGCAUAUCGGAUGUUAUAUUGGGGCCUGCGCCGCUGAUUAUGAACAGAAUGUGGCGUGCUAUCCUCCCAAUGCUUUCACGGCUACGGGAAACCUUAAGAGUUUCAUUCCCGGAAAGAUCUCCCAUUACUUUGGCUGGACAGGCCCAGGAAUGACAAUAGAUACCGCAUGUUCUGCUUCAGCGGUUGCCAUCCAUACAGCCUGUCGUGCCAUUUUGACCGGCGAAUGCACGGGUGGUGCUCUGGCAGGUGGAGUCGCCACAAUGGAGAAUCCCAUCUGGUUUCAAAACUUGGCUGGCGCAACAUUCCUGAGUCCCACAGGCCAGUGCAAGCCGUUUGAUGAGUUGGCGGAUGGGUACUGCCGUGGUGAGGGUAUUGCCUGCGUCUUCUUGAAGAAGAUGUCUGACGCAAUUGCCGAUGGCAACCAGAUAUUUGGAAACAUUGCCAGCACGGCAGUUUAUCAGAACCAGAAUUGCACGCCAUUGUUCGUGCCAAACGCGCCAUCACUGUCACAGCUCUUCCAAGAUGUCAUCCGACAGGCAAACUUGGAGCCUGAGCAGAUCUCUCUGGUUGAAGCGCAUGGAACGGGUACUCCUGUUGGCGAUCCGGCUGAAUACGAAAGUAUCCUCCGUGCUUUGGCCGGUCCUAAUAGAACCAAACCUUUGCCCAUCGGCUCUGUCAAGGGCCUUAUCGGCCACACCGAGGGCACAUCUGGUGUCAUUUCGCUGAUCAAGGUCCUCGUCAUGAUGCAGCGAGGAUACAUUCCGCCCCAAGCCAGUCACUCUAAGUUGAGCUCCCACAUCAAGGUCUCUUCAACAGACAUGAUCCAAGUCCCGAGCAGCCUGCAGCGUUGGACUGAGACACAUAAAGCGGCGCUCAUUAACAACUACGGUGCAUCUGGAUCCAAUGCCUCAAUGGUGGUGACGCAGUCCAUGCACAAUGGCAAGGAGUCGGACCCUAUCCAUUUUGUCGUCAAACAUCCCUUCUGGCUUGCCGGUCAGGAUGAUCGUAGUCUGACUGCGUACGCUACCCGGCUGCUCCAGAUCCUCAAGUCCACCACAACAACAUUGGCAAGCCUGUCAUUUAACAUGUGUCGGCAGUCAAACAGGACACUUCCAAAGGGUUUGCUGUUCAGCUGCAGCUCCGUCGACGAAUUGACCAACAAAUUGACCUCGUUCUCCGGUGGAGAGAACAUUCCCACCACCGCUAUUAAGGCCUCUCGUCCUGUAAUCUUGUGCUUUGGCGGACAGGUUUCGACAUUUAUAGGUCUGGAGCGCCAAGUCUACGAAAGUAUCCAGAUCCUCCGCAGCUACCUGGACCAAUGCAACAAUACCAUCAUGUCCCUUGGUCUGGAUGGUAUAUAUCCGGAAAUUUUCCAAAGAACACCAGUGAAAGAUACUGUGAGGCUACAGACUAUGCUCUUCGCCAUGCAGUACUCCUGUGCCAAAGCUUGGAUGGACAGCGGUGUCAAUAUCGAGGCGGUUGUCGGCCACAGUUUUGGCGAGAUCACCGCUCUAUGUAUAUCCGGUGUCCUCAGUCUCAAGGACACGGUGCAGCUGGUAGCUCGUCGUGCGAAGCUUGUGCGUGAUAACUGGGGACCCGACAGUGGUUCUAUGAUGGCAGUAGAGGGCGAUUUAGAUGUCGUUGAGAAAUUGGUCUUCGAGUCUAACAACAUUCGAUACAAAAAUGGGCACUUUCCAGCUAGUAUCGCCUGCUACAAUGGUCCCCGCAGCUUUACGUUGGCCGGCUCUACCGAGGCUAUUGAAGCUAUUGCUGGAACCAUUGCCACGGAUGCCAGGUUCACAUUCAUGAAACACAAGAAGCUCAAUGUCACCAACGCCUUCCACUCGACAUUAGUGCAACCACUUGUUGAAAUGCUGGAGGAGUGCGGCAAGGGCCUCGUUUUCAAGGAACCGGCAAUUCAUCUGGAGAGAGCCACCGGGUCCCAGUCGACGGACAAGCUGACCGCACAGUUCGUCGCAGAGCACAUGAGGUACCCCGUCUUCUUUAACCAAGCCAUCCAGCGGUUGUCCAAAAAAUACCCAUCGGCUAUUUGGCUCGAGGCUGGGUCAAGCUCGACCAUCACUAUCAUGGCCAGCCGGGCGCUGAGCUCCUCCAAGGAUAGUUAUUUCCAGGCCAUGAACCUGACCACCGAUAAGGGAGUGCAGAACCUUGUCGAUGCCACCGUUUCUUUGUGGAGUGAAGGACUACAAGUAACCUACUGGGCCCACCAUGCCGUGCAAACGUAUUCAUAUGCGCCCCUGAUCCUCCCGCCAUACCAAUUUGAAAAAUCCCGUCACUGGCUGGACCUGAAGAAGCCCAUCAAGGCUGCUGUUCAAGACACCACUCCGACAGUUAUCGAAGAUCCUCUCGAGUUGUGGACGUUUGUGAGUUACCAGGACAACGAUAUUCAGCGUGCACCUCGCUUCCGCAUCAACACCACGACCAAGGAGUACAAGGAGUACGUAGGGGGACACUUGAUCGUUCAAACAGCACCAAUUUGUCCCGCAACGGUCGAGGUCGAUAUGGUCAUUGAAUCCCUUACCAGCUUGUUGCCAGAUGUGUCCAAGGAAGGACUGCAGCCCCAAAUUCAUAACAUGCAGAACCACAGCCCGAUCUGUGAGGAUCCCUCGCGCAGCGUCUGGAUUGAUUUUGCGGCUGUGGAUGACAGCCGUCGCGACUGGACCUGGAAAAUUGUCAGCACUGGCUCUGAUCACAAGACAGAGAGCAAACACGUCGACGGCCAGAUCAAAUUCCGCGCCACAGAUGACCUCCAGUAUCAAAUGGAAUUUAGUCGUCUGGAGCGUCUGGUCUCACACCCACGGUGUCUGGAAAUUCUUGAAGAUGAUGAUGCGGACGAUAUUAUCCAGGGUCGCAACGUCUACAAGACCUUUGCGGAGAUUGUCGACUACGGUGAGAUGUACCGGGGGGUUCGCAAGGUAGUUGGAAAAGGAAACACAUGUGCUGGCCGUGUCCACAAAACACAGCACCAGGGCAAGCAGACAUGGCUUAAUGCAGUGCUCGCAGACUGCUUCAGCCAAGUCAGCGGCAUUUGGGUCAAUUGCAUGACCGACCGUUCUACAGCAGAUAUGUUCAUCGCCACUGGCUGUGAACAGGUCAUGCGCUCGCCCAAGGUUAAGAGAAAUGAGAACAACAAUGGCCCGGCAAUGUGGGAUGUGUUUGCCUACAACCACCGCGAGUCAGACAAACUGUACGUCACAGAUCUAUUUGUUUUCAGCCCUACCAACGGCAUGUUGGUCGAUGUCAUGCUAGGAAUUCAGUACGCCAAAGUUUCCAAGCAUUCUUUGAGUCGAAUUCUCACGCGUCUCACUGCCCCGGAGUCUUUGCCAACUCCCCCAUCAAGCAGUCUGGUAACGGCUCCAGCAGCCGCUCAGCCUAAUCCAGAGCAGCCGGUUCACUCUAAACAAGAGCCAGUUCAGACCCAGGAAGCGAAAUCAGAGAAGGGGCCCUCCCGGCCUGAUAUUGCUGAGGAUGUUCGAUCCCUCAUCGCCAACGUUGCUGGUCUCGAGCUCAAUGAAAUCCAGAAUGACUCGGAGCUCGUGGACUUUGGUAUCGACUCUCUCAUGGGAAUGGAGCUAGCCCGCGAGGUGGAGACCGUGUUCAAAUGUACUCUUGAUCAGGAGGAGCUUAUGGAGGCCACGAACUUCGUCAAAUUUGUCAAGUGUAUCGCCAAUGCCCUGUACGGUCCGGCUAAUGAAGACGACAACGAGGAUACAUCAGACGAUAGCGAUAAUCAUAUAUUUACAGAUGAUUCUUCGGAGGAAGAAACAGAAGACUCCAACAGCAGCAGCCCUCCCAACGAGCGUGUGGGCCAGGUCAAGACAACAGAGACAGCCUUAGGACAAACUCACUCGCAACUCAACAUUGACCCCAAAGACAUUAUGGAAGCAUUCGGGGAGUCGAAGUUGUUGACAGACCAGUUCAUUCGCAACUACAAGAUUGACAACUUCUGCAACACUAUCUGGGCACAGUCAAACCGUCUGUGUGUAGCCCUUGUGGUGGAAGCCUUUGAGUUGCUGGGGUGCUCUUUUAAGGCUACAUCGCCAGGUCAGGUUCUCCAGCGGAUCCCGUUUGCCCCCCAUCAUAGACGACUAGUUGAUUAUCUCUACGGGUUUUUGGAGAACGAGGCCCGUCUUAUUAACGUCCAGGACUCACGGGUUAUUAUACGAACCAAAAUACCAGUGCCGAACAAAUCCAGCCAGACGAUACUAGAUCAAUUAUUGCAGAAGUAUCCCGAAUGGAGCUACGCACACAGACUCACCUACUACGCCGGCAAGCAUCUCGCCGAUAUCCUGUCUGACAAGACCGAUGGUAUUCGCCUGAUCUUUGGCACCAUUGAGGGCCGCCAGCUUGUGUCUGCGCUCUAUUGUGAUCACUCCUUCAACGUCAUGUCGUAUAACCAGAUCAAAGAUGUCAUUUCCCGUCUCGUAUCUCGUCUGCCUAUGUCGGACGGGCCGCUGAAGAUUCUCGAAAUGGGUGCUGGCACUGGGGGAACAACACUGGUCCUUGCUCCGUUCCUGGCGAGUCUGAACGUGCCGGUGGAAUAUACAUUUACAGAUCUAUCGUCCUCCAUGGUCGCGCAGGCGCGCCGCAAAUUCAAACAGUACCCGUUCAUGAAGUUCGCGGUACAUGAUAUAGAGAAGGCCCCAGCCGAGGAGUUGCGCAAUCAGCAUAUUGUCCUCGCCAGUAACGCCAUUCAUGCGACCCACAGUCUGACCAAGUCGGGCGAGCAUAUCCGCUCCGCGCUGCGUCCCGAUGGGUUCCUUAUGAUGCUGGAGAUGACUGGCAUUGUUCCCUUUAUCGACGUCAUUUUUGGUCUGCUGGAGGGUUGGUGGCUAUUUGACGACGGCCGUACGCAUGCCAUUGCCCCCGUUUCCCGGUGGGAGAAGGAUCUACAGUCAGUCGGAUUUGGUCAUGUCGACUGGACCGACGGAAACUUACCGGAGAAUGGAAUCCAGAAGGUUAUAAUCGCCAUGGCAUCGGGAGAGCCGCACAAGCGCCUACCAAAGCCGAUAAAGGCAGAGCCCAUCGACGGUGAUACAGCAUCUCGCGAGGCAGAGGUGGCCAAAUACGUUGCUCAAUAUUCUGCAGGCUUCUCAGUUCCCAACUCUUCCGACAAGAACCAGCUGCUUCCCCUUCCCAGCCACAGGGACCAAUGCGUUCUCGUAACUGGUGCUACUGGUAGUCUGGGGUCUCAUCUCGUCGCCCAAUUGGCACAGCGUCCGGACGUAAAGACCGUGAUCUGUGUUAACCGCCCCAACCGCAAGGACCCCGUGGAAAUCAGACAGCAAGAGGCGCUGUCAUCUCGCGGCAUGUCCCUCGACAAUGCGGCACAGUCGAAGCUGAAGUCGUUCGCAACUGACACCUCCAACCCGUAUCUAGGACUCCCUAAGUUGGACUAUGACUGGCUAGUCCGGAAUGUCACUCACAUCGUACACAACGCCUGGCCCAUGAGCGGCACACGACCCAUCAAGGCAUUUGAGCCCCAGCUACAAUCCCUCCGAAACCUGAUUGACCUGGCCCGCGAUGUCUCAAAGCAGCAUGCCAAUGGCUUCAAGGUUAGUUUUGAGUUGAUCUCCUCCAUUGGCGUCGUCGGUCAUUAUCCCCUUUGGAGCGGGAGGACACAUGUUCCCGAGGAACGCAUGGAAAUGAAAUCUGUCCUUCCAAUUGGAUACUGCGAAGCCAAGAACGCCUGUGAGAGAAUCCUCGACGCCACUUUGCACCGGUAUCCAGACCAGUUUCGUGUGAUGGUGGCCCGGCCGGGCCAAAUCGCCGGAUCCAAGACAAGUGGAUACUGGAACCCGAUAGAACAUCUCUGUUUCAUGCUCAAAUCCUGCCAGUCGCUCUGCAUUCUCCCUGAUUUUAGUGGUACUCUUUCCUGGGUGCCAGUCAAUGAUGUUGCCAGCACGGCCAUCGAUCUCGUGAUGGCCAACAACGUGCCUUACCCAAUCUAUCACAUCGACAACCCUGUCGGCCAACCAUGGCAGGAAAUGAUUGCAACCCUGGCUGAUGCACUAGAUAUCCCCCCCAACCGGGUAGUUCCAUUCACAGAGUGGGUGGAUAGAGUGCGGCAUUCGCCGCUGUUGCCAGAUACGGACAAUCCUGCCGCGAUGCUCAUUGAUUUCCUGCAGCUAGACUUCCAGAGGAUGUCUUGCGGGGGGCUCCUGAUGGAUGUCACUAAAACCAAAGAACAUUCCCAAACACUAGCCAAACUGGGACCAGUCGAAGCAGAUGUGGUCAGAAAGUACGUCCAAGCAUGGAAGGAUAUGGGGUUUAUGCGAAAGUAG
Aspergillus ruber CBS 135680 is the source of this 7788-nucleotide messenger RNA. RefSeq names its product putative polyketide synthase. NCBI's taxonomy places the organism in Eukaryota, Fungi, Ascomycota, Eurotiomycetes, Eurotiales, Aspergillaceae. The transcript is spliced from 3 exons. The record is from RefSeq and is a predicted model, not a curated record. Gene Ontology annotation, molecular function: phosphopantetheine binding; acyltransferase activity. The coding region runs from base 1 to 7788 and encodes 2595 amino acids.